Messenger RNA from Lingula anatina, 3143 nucleotides. RefSeq names its product kazrin. Gene Ontology annotation, molecular function: protein binding. NCBI's taxonomy places the organism in Eukaryota, Metazoa, Brachiopoda, Lingulata, Lingulida, Lingulidae. The record is from RefSeq and is a predicted model, not a curated record.
ACGUGUAUGAAGAAGGAAUGACAAUUUUUUGAAAAACAAAAUAGAAUAAUGAGGAUUAGACUAACAGAUUGAACUGAAGAUCAACACAAGAUAAUCAUUUGGUACAGGUGGAUAAAGAACAAGAGGCCUUGUUGCUAUGGAAACUACAAAUGUUGGGGUAACCAUGGAAACGGCUCCAGACUGCAGUGCCAACUGUGAGGCAAUCGGAUUAGCAGCCAUUCAAUCUCUGGACACAUUGAAUGGCCAGAUUGUCCAGUUUCUCUUCACACCUAAGGACCCAGAUUUGGACAUUGACCAAGAGUUAACUCCACGACAAUGUCAGGCUUUAAAGACUUCCAUGAAUCUGAUGCGCCGCCUGCUGGAAGAUGCCCAGGGAAAAUUUCGUAAAAUGGUCGAGGACAAUAAACAUUUAGCCACACACAUUGAUACUUCGAUAGAAAUGGCCAAUCAGCAAGUGCACAUGCUACGUGAAGAGUUGUUGGACACAAAUCGUAAACUUUUGGAGAUAUCUGGAGGAAGGUUUCAAAAUCAAGGCAAUAUGGAAAAUUCUUAUAAUGUUCAUCGUAAUGAUGGCAUGCAGUAUAAUAAUGACCGCUCAGAAAUAGCGCGUCUGAAAGAGGAGAACGCCCGUCUUCAGCAGCAGGUCCACUACCUGGACAGGGAGAUGAAGGAACUGCAGCUCACCAAAGAUUCCACCAUGAAGUCAACCAAUGGGAUACCGGAGAAAGAGCUUGGGGUUGGAGAAUUUGGAGAAGUUAAAUUGGAGCUUCUUCAAACAAAGCAGGAAUUGUUAAAUGCAAAGGAAGCAUUAAAAGUGAUGAAAGGUGACAGAAAAAGACUAAAAGCAGAAAAACUGGACCUUCUCAGUCAAAUGAAGCAGCUGUACGGCACUCUGGAAGAUAAAGAGGCAGAAUUGAGAGAUUUUAUCAGAAAUUAUGAGCAGAGGAUGAAGGAAAGUGAUGACACAAUAAAACAGCUAAGCUCAGAUAAGGAUGAGAUAGAAAGAGAAAAGUGGGAAAUCUUAAAAAGAGCCAGAGAUGCCACAGAACGAUCAGUCAGCCUGCGACAGCAACUGGAUGUCAAAGAAAAAUACAUAGAAAAACUGCAAAGGGAAUUCCGAGAUAUGAAGGAGCAGCUCUCAAAACACAACAAAUUUGAUGAAGCAGUGUUAGAUCUGGACCCACCGCCUCCCUCCCUCCGCUCUCCCAGCACUGAAGAGCUGCCGCCAUAUCAAGAGUCGCCACCAAAUUCUGGGAAAAGUUAUGGAAGUGAUUCACCUUUCUGUUUGACGCCAACCCAGAGAAACUACACAGCCGACAAGAUGUCCCCGAUGUCGGACUUCAACUCCCUGGAGGAGAUCUCGGAGGUUCAGGACCAGGAGGACGGAAAGAAGAAACGGAAAAAAAGUUUCAGCAGCAGUAUAUCCAAAGUGUUCUCUAGGAAUCGCAAUAGGAGGUCGAUCAAUAGUGACCCCAGGAUAGAAGACUGUGAGAGUAACCUGAGUUCCCACUCUGACAGCAAUCCUCACCUGUCUCAACUCAACCAGGAGAACUAUGAGGAGAAAUUGUGUUUGGUUGAGAAAUGCUCCUCUACCGCAAUGUCCCAGUGGAAGGCUCCAGAGGUGCUGGCUUGGCUGGAGAUCACCAUGUCCCUGCCUAUGUAUGGCAAGAUGUGUGUGGAGAAUGUAAAAAGUGGAAAGGUGCUUUUAGGUCUCAGUGAUUCAGAAUUGGAGUCAGCUCUAGGUAUAACUCAUUCCUUUCACAGACGCAAACUACGGCUUGCCAUUGAAGAACAGAGAGACCCGACUUCUUGUAAAUACCCCAAGGCCAGAUAUGUGGACCACACCUGGGUGGCCCAUAGAUGGAUCCACGACAUAGGCUUAGGACAGUACCAAACUAACUUAGAAUCAAAUCUCAUAGAUGGCAGGAUGCUGAACGUUCUUACCAAAAAAGACUUAGAAAAACACCUAAACAUCCACAGAAAGUUCCACCAGUGUAGUAUGUUACACGGGAUAGAGCUGCUGAGGAGGGUGCAUUUUGAUAAAGAUUUGCUGUCUGACAGAAGAUCUCAGUGUGAGACAGUGGACUGUGAUCCCCUAGUCUGGACUACUGAAAGAGUGGCCAGGUGGAUUAAAAAUAUUGAUCUCCAGGAGUACGCAGAUAAUUUAAAAGAUAGUGGUGUUCAUGGUGCUCUAAUGGUGCUGGAACCUUCAUUUAACGCAGAAGCCAUGGCGGCGGCUCUUGGGAUACCAGUUUCCAAGUCCUACAUAAGGAGGCAUUUGGCAUCGGAGAUGAAUGUUCUCAUUAAACCGGCCAGAACUGCACUGGAAGCAAGCAAUGCCAGUAAAAAGAAAACGGCAGGAGGAUCGCUCGGGCGAAGUUUUGAGAGAUCUUUCCUUGGUCCUGGUGAAGAUGGUGAGCAAAGGAAAAAGCCAACAUUCAGGGGAUCUUUGGGUAGAGCCCUAGGGAGGAAAAUGAAGAAUGACAUCCAACAGCAGACAAGCAGAUCUAGCCUCAGUUCUUCUCACAGGUCAAAAAGUAUAGAAAUGGAAAGUACCCCUGUGUAGCUAUUUGUGAACCCCAAAAAAUCUGAGUACUCCCUUGUAAACAGGAUGGUUAACUACGUACAAUACUGGACGAUGUCUCAUUUGAAAACAGGCAAGACAAUGGAAAUCUGGAUUUUUAUGAUGGAAGCCCUGACCAUUUACUAUAGGGCUGAAAUAUUGCAGAGCUUUUACUACUAUCUUCAGUGAAAAUAAAGACAGGUCACAGUUGUACAGAAAGCAAACCACAACGUUUUAUAUUUCAGAGUAAAUGCACAUUCACAUUAGAUACUGAGAUUUAUCUGAAUACAUCAACAGUAACUAUUCAAAAAUUAAACUGUGACAUUCCAAGCUUUGAGGCUACUUUUACAUUUUCACAGUGGGCGUACAGUGGAAGGCAUCAUUUGACUAGCAACUGCCAUGUCUUGAUUAUCUAAAGAAGAACUACUAAAAACUUGGAGAGAAAAUGGGUCAUUCUUAUGAGACACUUCAACACUGGAUGCUUAAAAUUUGUCCAAAGGUUGUAACUUGUAAAGCUUCAAAUAGAUUUGAAAUAAAGCACUGACAAAUUAAGGAAGUUGGAGGGUUCAUUAAAACCAAA